UUCAAAUGGUACGAGACAAAGUGAAGCUAUUAGGAAUUUGGCAGAGUCCUUUCACCCUUCGUGUGAAAUUGGCAUUAAGUCUCAAAGGAGUUGAAUAUGAAUACGUUGAAGACGAUAUCUUAAAUAAAAGUCCGAUGCUUUUGCAAUACAACCCAGUGUACAAAAAGGUUCCUGUUCUUGUGCAUAACGGGAAGCCAAUCGUCGAGUCACUCAUGAUAAUGGAAUACGUAGACGAGAUAUGGAAGGAUCAUCCGCUACUUCCUGAAGACCCUUUUGAGAAGGCGAGAUAUCGUUUUUGGGCUAAAUUUGUUGAUGAUAAGUUUGUGCCGAUGAUCAUUAGGAUGUUGCGAAUUACACCUGACCAGAAAGAAAAUGCUGCAAAAGAAGCCCGUGAGAUACUCAAGACCCUUGAGAGUUGUCUGAACCCAAACAAACCCUUCAAUGGAGGCCAAAAUUUAAGCUUUAUGGAUAUUGCAAUUGUUUGGGUUGGAUACUAUGCUCAAAUGCUCGAGAAAAUGCUACAUGUUAUACUUUUGGAUGAUGAGAACACACCUUUGUUGAACAUGUGGUUUAGAUAUGUUCUUGAUCUUCAAGUUAUUAAAGAGUGUCUCCCCCCGUUUGACAAACUCGUAGCGCACUACACAGAUUUUCAUGAACGACACAUGACUGCGCACUAAAGCUUAAGGUUUGUACCGAUGAAGUUGUGUUGCUUGUUCAAUAUUAUUAUGUGUUGUUGAAUAAGUUGAGAGAAAUUAAUGUUUUGGUCAUUAGGUGUCAUGAGACUUUAUUGUUAGAAAAUAAUGGAAAAUGAGUUUUUCCUUAAGUGAGAAAGAUGUUUCUCAUUAACUUUAGAUAGAAAUUAUUAUGUGUA
Helianthus annuus (common sunflower) is the source of this 871-nucleotide messenger RNA. RefSeq names its product glutathione S-transferase U7. Lineage: Eukaryota; Viridiplantae; Streptophyta; Magnoliopsida; Asterales; Asteraceae. Bases 6 to 677 code for a protein of 223 amino acids. Gene Ontology annotation, cellular component: cytoplasm. The transcript has 2 exons. The record is from RefSeq and is a predicted model, not a curated record. Gene Ontology annotation, biological process: glutathione metabolic process. Gene Ontology annotation, molecular function: glutathione transferase activity.